Pseudomassariella vexata is the source of this 1278-nucleotide messenger RNA. RefSeq lists its product as uncharacterized. NCBI's taxonomy places the organism in Eukaryota, Fungi, Ascomycota, Sordariomycetes, Amphisphaeriales, Pseudomassariaceae. The record is from RefSeq and is a predicted model, not a curated record. The transcript has 2 exons. Bases 1 to 1278 code for a protein of 425 amino acids.
AUGCCCGACAACCCACCCCCAGAAGAUGAUCCCCCUCACAUUUCUCUAAGCGCAUGGUUCCUCACAGGAGGUACCGGCCGCCCACCUACGGAGAAGGGAUUUCACCGCAUGGCUUCGGAACGCAAGGCCGCACAUCGCAGAGACAAGGAACUUUUUACGGAACGCAAGGAAGCACUUGCUAAGGUCCUUUUUGGUAAAGGCAAACCGAAAAUUUCUCGCAAGGAUUUGAUGAGCAAGUACGGGAAGAAGGGAGUUUCGAGAGGAAGAGCAGAUGAUGACGAUGCAGCCGCCGGAGCGGCUGAGGAUGACCCUCGACUUGUUGAUAAAAAUGGGACAGAUGAUGCUGUAGGUGACGCUGGAGGUGAAGGCGGAGAAGAUGAUGCAGGAGCCUAUGAUGCUGGGGGGGAUGGUGGAGAAGAUAGUGCUGAAGGUGAGGACAAAGGAGGCAAUGCACCAAACAAUGGAGGGGAUGGUGGAGAUAAUGCUGCAGUUGGCGCUGGAGAUGAGGACGGAGGAGAUAAUGCUGCAGUUGGCGCUGGGGGUGAGGAUGGAGGAAACAAUGCACGAGCCGAUGAUGCUGGAGGGGAUGGAGGAGGAGAUAAUGCUGCAGUUGGCGCUGGAGGUGAGGACCGAGGAAACAAUGCACGAGCCGAUGAUGCUGGAGGGGAUGAUAGUGGAGAUAAUGCUGCAGUUGGCGCUGGAGGUGAGGACCGAGGAAACAAUGCACGAGCCGAUGAUGCUGGAGGGGAUGAUAGUGGAGAUAAUGCUGCAGUUGGCGCUGGAGGCGAGGACGGAGAAGAUAAUGCUGCAGCUGGCGCUGGAGGUGAGGACCGAGGAAACAAUGCACGAGCCGAUGAUGCUGGAGGGGAUGAUAGUGGAGAUAAUGCUGCAGUUGGCGCUGGAGAUGAGGACGGGGGAGAUAAUGCUGCAGUUGGCGCUGGGGAUGAGGACGGAGGAGAUAAUGCUGCAGUUGGCGCUGGAGAUGAGGACGGAGGAGAUAAUGCUGCAGCUGGCGCUGGAGGUGAGGACAGAGGAAACGUUGCACAAGCCGAUGACACUGGAGGAGAUAAUGCUGCAGGUGACGCUGGAGGUGAGGAUGGAGGAGACAUGUACCUUCCUAAAUAUCAUGAUUCCCAAGCUGACUUUAGUAUGCAGGCACAAAUUGAUACUCCAGAGAUUGGCAGCAGCGGAAAUAAGACUGGUGGCCGUGUUCGGGAGAUCGGGACUUCAGCAGAGGCUGAUAUAUUGACCAAGGGCUUCGAGUACACCUGGUGUUGA